GUGCCGCCGGCACAGCAAUUGAAAGCCAUUUGCUUCAAAGGGAGGCGUCUCAGCGUCUUGAUAAACGCCAGUGACUUUUCUUCUCUUCGUCUAUUCCGUUAUCGAAUCGUCCGACAAUGAGGGAGUGCAUUUCGAUCCACAUCGGCCAAGCAGGUAUCCAGAUCGGCAAUGCCUGCUGGGAGCUGUAUUGCCUUGAGCACGGUAUUCAGCCUGAUGGCCAGAUGCCAAGUGAUAAGACUGUUGGGGGAGGUGAUGAUGCCUUCAACACCUUCUUCAGUGAGACUGGUGCUGGAAAGCAUGUUCCUCGUGCUGUUUUUGUAGAUCUAGAGCCCACUGUCAUUGAUGAAGUAAGAACUGGUACAUACCGUCAACUCUUCCACCCUGAACAGCUUAUCAGUGGCAAGGAAGAUGCAGCCAACAACUUUGCACGUGGCCAUUAUACCAUUGGUAAAGAGAUUGUCGACCUUUGCUUGGAUCGCAUCCGGAAGCUUGCAGACAACUGCACUGGUCUACAAGGAUUUUUGGUGUUCAAUGCUGUUGGUGGGGGUACUGGUUCUGGUCUUGGAUCUCUUCUUCUGGAACGUUUGUCAGUGGACUAUGGCAAGAAAUCUAAGCUAGGGUUCACUGUCUACCCUUCCCCACAAGUUUCAACUUCAGUUGUUGAGCCUUAUAACAGUGUGCUGUCCACCCACUCUCUUCUGGAACACACUGAUGUUGCUGUGUUACUAGACAAUGAGGCAAUAUAUGAUAUCUGCAGACGCUCUCUUGACAUUGAGCGUCCAACAUACACCAACCUGAAUCGCCUGGUUUCUCAGGUGAUUUCAUCCUUGACUGCUUCCCUGAGGUUUGAUGGUGCCCUUAAUGUUGACAUGACUGAAUUCCAGACUAACCUGGUUCCAUACCCUAGGAUUCACUUCAUGCUUUCAUCCUAUGCUCCUGUCAUUUCCGCUGAGAAGGCAUACCAUGAGCAGCUUUCAGUUGCAGAGAUCACAAACAGUGCCUUUGAGCCUUCAUCUAUGAUGGCCAAGUGUGAUCCUCGCCAUGGAAAGUACAUGGCUUGCUGCCUGAUGUACAGAGGUGAUGUCGUGCCUAAAGAUGUCAAUGCUGCUGUGGCUACCAUCAAGACCAAACGCACCAUCCAAUUUGUUGACUGGUGCCCAACUGGAUUCAAGUGCGGCAUCAACUACCAGCCACCAACAGUUGUUCCUGGUGGUGAUCUUGCCAAGGUUCAGAGGGCUGUAUGCAUGAUCUCCAACUCCACCAGUGUAGCUGAGGUCUUCUCCAGGAUUGACCAUAAGUUUGAUCUCAUGUAUGCAAAGAGGGCUUUUGUGCACUGGUAUGUUGGGGAGGGUAUGGAGGAAGGUGAAUUCUCUGAAGCCCGUGAAGAUCUUGCUGCUCUUGAGAAGGAUUAUGAGGAGGUUGGAGCUGAAGGAGCUGAGGGUGAAGAUGAUGAGGGAGAGGAGUACUGAGGGGCAUGAUUUUUGCUCUCAUUUUGUGCUUUUGGUCUAUGUUUUCUGUUUUUUCGUAUGCAAAAUAGUUUGUGGUUACUAAGUGCUUUCGGUUUCUCGCAGCAGUACAUCCUUUGUGCUGCUUGCAUUACCUGUUUUCUUGUGUGAGACAUUAACUGCAUUGCCUGUUUAAAGAAGCUGUAUUUGCUAGUUCUUGUGACUGAUAAAUCUUAGCUACUGUGGUUUCUUUUUUACUUUCCUUGCUGAAGAUCAUGGGCUGAGUUACCCAUGAAACUGUUGUAGUGUUACUGUUGACUGCUGACCCUUUGGGUUGCAACGUGCAGAUUUGUGAUUUUCAAGUUCUA
This is a messenger RNA of Tripterygium wilfordii, 1813 nucleotides long. RefSeq names its product tubulin alpha chain-like. Bases 117 to 1469 code for a protein of 450 amino acids. The transcript has 4 exons. Gene Ontology annotation, biological process: microtubule cytoskeleton organization; mitotic cell cycle. Gene Ontology annotation, molecular function: GTP binding; structural constituent of cytoskeleton. Gene Ontology annotation, cellular component: cytoplasm; microtubule. The record is from RefSeq and is a predicted model, not a curated record. Lineage: Eukaryota; Viridiplantae; Streptophyta; Magnoliopsida; Celastrales; Celastraceae.